Messenger RNA from Exaiptasia diaphana, 778 nucleotides. RefSeq names its product zinc metalloproteinase nas-4. Lineage: Eukaryota; Metazoa; Cnidaria; Anthozoa; Actiniaria; Aiptasiidae. The coding region runs from base 56 to 778 and encodes 240 amino acids. The record is from RefSeq and is a predicted model, not a curated record. Gene Ontology annotation, biological process: proteolysis. Gene Ontology annotation, molecular function: zinc ion binding; metalloendopeptidase activity. The transcript is spliced from 7 exons.
AGUUUUGGUAUUGGCAUUAUUUGUAUACUGUAAAGAAUCUAUCUUAGCAAAGCCUAUGGCUGAUGUUGAGACGGUACARGAUGUGUUUAAUGAAGAAUUUGAAGAUAAUGCUGAACAACAAGGAUUGCUUAAAGAUCAAGAACUCAUGGACAUUGCAAACAGAGAAUACGAAACGAUUCAUGGCAGGAUCUUAGCCAUUAACAUGGCUACUUUAGGAAAGAGACGACUACAGUCAAGCCCCAGAACAGGAAAUGCUUUUGAAAAUAUAGAAAAUGUAAACGACGGUAAGCAUCUCAAUCUGUAUGAGGGUGAUAUCCAAAUGGAUGAGGACCUKGAGAGAUAUCUUCAUAUGCCUGUCAGAUCCAUGACCAAGAGAAACGCAAUAAGAGAGAAAAAGAGAAUUUGGUCCACAAAAAUCAUUCCAUAUAAAAUACCUGGGUUUAUGUCACACAUAAGACAGAACCUUAUGAARGCCAUUGCAGGGUUCCAAAAGCACACUUGUCUUCGAUUUGUCCCGUAUCGACCCGGUGUGCACAGGAAUUACAUUACUUUCAACAAGGCACAUGGGUGUUCUUCUAAAGUUGGAACAAGGUAUUAUAGCCCAGGACCCCAAGCGAUUUCCUUGGGAGAUGGAUGUAACAAUCCCAGUACGAUAACACACGAGUUGAUGCACGCUAUAGGAUUCUUUCACGAGCAGUCUCGCUCAGACCGGGAUAGGUACGUCAGAAUUAAUUGGGAAAACAUCUUCAAAGGUACAGAACUGCGACGAUUUUAUUAG